Lutra lutra (Eurasian river otter) is the source of this 1440-nucleotide messenger RNA. RefSeq lists its product as uncharacterized. The coding region runs from base 218 to 1243 and encodes 341 amino acids. The record is from RefSeq and is a predicted model, not a curated record. NCBI's taxonomy places the organism in Eukaryota, Metazoa, Chordata, Mammalia, Carnivora, Mustelidae. The transcript has 9 exons. Gene Ontology annotation, biological process: C-terminal protein methylation. Gene Ontology annotation, molecular function: protein C-terminal leucine carboxyl O-methyltransferase activity. Gene Ontology annotation, cellular component: cytosol.
GGGAGGAGAAAUUAUCCAAUGAGCGUCUUGGCAGAGGCACCAAUGAGCGGAAGUGUUGUUAGGCAAGCUGACAUGGGACCGGGGGUCGCUGAGCCAAUUUGGCUGAGUGCCGUGGAACCAGCUCUUCUCAGCUGCGUCUCAGAGGCUGGCGGUUCCCCUCGGCUUCUGUGGAACCCCGGGUCCAUGUCCCCGGUGGACACAGCAUCCCGGAACCUGCAUGCCCAUGGCCACUAGCUUGAGGACGCCCGCUUUCACCUCAUGUUCUUCCGCCUCGACAGACACAGACGACGAGGGAGUGCGCGGCAUUUGUGAAGAUGCUUCUAUGUGCAAGAGGUGCCUUCGGGGUGCGGGGUCAGGGGCCAGUGUCCCCACGGGGUUGGGGCCUCGGUGGGAGGCGGGCCUGUGUCUCAGGAACAGGCUCGCUUGCCAAAAGGAGCUGACAUGUCACAGGAGGUAUGGAGGACACCCAAGACUGGGCCUCGCUCCUGGACAGCAGCCAGGAACAGCUGUGAGGAAGGACAGCCCUCAGAUUCAAAGGGGAUCCUGCAGGGCCAGCCAUGGCACAGGCUGCCCAAGAUGGUCUGUGACACCAAUUUGUAAACAUAGAAGCUUUUACCCACAUAUGAUGGAGAUGAUGGGAACAUGGAUAUUUUGCUCGAGUCCAUGGCAUCAGUUAGCUGAUAAAAGCAUUUCUACAGAAGAAAGAAUGUCAUUGUCAAAUUCUAAAUCUUGGGACUGGGAUGGAGACCACCUUCUGGAGAUUAAAGCCAAAAGGACCAGGGAACCUGCCACAGACAAAGGCUUUUGGGAUUGGAGCGUCUGCACCUUCAAAGGCACCGCUGAAGCCUUGAAGUGCAGCAUCUGCGAUGUGAGGGAAGGCACCUCCACCAGGUCUGCAGUAAGCCUUAGCUACUGGCAUGACCCUUCCAUCCAGCAUUUUAGGAGACUGUCUAAGGAGAGGAAGGCCCCCAGAAUUAACAGAGGACAUUUUGCUCGAGUCUAUGGCGUCAGUCAGCUGAUAAAGGCAUUUCUACGGAAGACAGACUGUCAUUGUCAAAUUGUAAAUCUUGGGACUGGGAUGGAGACCACCUUCUGGAGAUUAAAGUUGAUCCCAAAGAAAUCCCUGGGUGGCCAAGGGGUAGAAGGAAGAGCUGAUGUCCUCCAGCACCAUGGAAUCUGGCAAUGCACUGUGGACAGAAGCUGCCACCUCCACCUGCAGGUCCUUAACAAGUUUGCCAAAUAAAUUUCCGCACAGUAGGAUGUCUGAAAUGUGAUGUCGCACCUAUGUUCCUGGAGAAAGAUGGGUGCAGUAAGUUCCUGCCCACAGAGAAUGCCUGUGAUAGCAGAGCAGUUUGGAUGCCCUGUGUAUAACAAGGUAAAUCAUGUCUCCUUCAAGGUUGAGGCACGCGUGACUGAGAGGAUGUUGAAAUAGGCACUGAA